Peromyscus leucopus (white-footed mouse) is the source of this 1123-nucleotide messenger RNA. It is a transcript of the gene Rras, whose product is annotated as RAS related. Lineage: Eukaryota; Metazoa; Chordata; Mammalia; Rodentia; Cricetidae. Bases 308 to 838 code for a protein of 176 amino acids. Gene Ontology annotation, cellular component: plasma membrane. Gene Ontology annotation, biological process: signal transduction. Gene Ontology annotation, molecular function: GTP binding; GTPase activity; GDP binding. The record is from RefSeq and is a predicted model, not a curated record. The transcript has 6 exons.
UCUCCGAAGAGGGAUUGGAACCUAGACCUUCCCCAGGGAGGGGACGCUGGAGGCUGCUGACGGAGGAGAGAGUGGAGGAGGGAAGAAAGACCGGCUAGAUAGGCAGCUACUUUGGUCAACAAGAGCGUUCAGGAGCUGUCACCAGGCCAAGUGUGAAGUGUGGAGCAGAGAAUUCCUGCUCCUGCUCGUCAAACACUGUUAGACGGUCGGUCUAGUGUCCUCAUCCUCUUUCUCCAAAUGAGGAAAGUGGGACUCAGGGAAAGUGAUUUGUUACGCCCGCCGCUGGGAGUAAUCACGGCAAAGGAGGAUGCUUUGUACAGAAGAAAACAGAGAUUCCUACUUUGUGUCUGACUACGACCCCACCAUUGAGGAUUCCUACACGAAGAUCUGCACCAUUGACGGCAUCCCAGCGCGGCUGGACAUCCUGGACACUGCAGGUCAAGAGGAAUUUGGUGCCAUGCGGGAGCAGUAUCUGCGAGCUGGCAGCGGCUUCCUGCUGGUGUUUGCCAUUAAUGACCGGCAGAGUUUCAAUGAGGUAGGCAAGCUCUUCACUCAGAUCCUCAGAGUCAAGGACCGAGACGAUUUCCCCAUUGUGCUGGUUGGGAACAAGGCAGAUCUGGAGACACAGCGCCAGGUCCUCCGAUCUGAAGCGUCCUCUUUCAGUGCUUCCCAUCACAUGCCUUACUUUGAGGCCUCAGCCAAAUUGCGUCUGAAUGUCGAUGAGGCAUUUGAGCAGCUGGUCCGGACUGUCCGGAAAUACCAGGAGCAAGAACUCCCUCCCAGCCCACCCAGUGCCCCCAGGAAGAAGGACGGGGGUUGCCCCUGUGUCCUGCUGUAGCCAAUAGCCCCAAGCGACCAGCAGACCAGCACAAGCUCUCCCGGGACCAGCUGCCUCACACUUGCCGUGUGGCCUGAGGCUCUAGCUGAGUCUCAGUCUCCUCCUCCGGGGCCCCAGGACACACUACACCCUCUGCCUUCCCUCCUGGCCUCCUGGGGCUAUCACUGAGUGCCUUCUGUCAAUGGCUCCUUUCCCCACCCAAGACCCCGGUGGGGUGAGGAGCUCCUCAUCACUGCUGUAUAUAUGUCCCACCUUUCAGAAGAAUAAAUGUCACUGCCUACAACA